Messenger RNA from Benincasa hispida (wax gourd), 4789 nucleotides. The record is from RefSeq and is a predicted model, not a curated record. NCBI's taxonomy places the organism in Eukaryota, Viridiplantae, Streptophyta, Magnoliopsida, Cucurbitales, Cucurbitaceae.
CUCCUUUCAAGGACUGAGAAAUUAUUAUUAAACUCCAAAAAAAAAAAAAAAAAAAAGAAAAGAAAAAGAAAAAAGAAAAAUCCACUCCACUAUCUAUAGAUCUCUCUUUCUCUCUCUCUCUCUCAACUAUCGAAACUUCCCUUUCUCUCUCUAGGGUUUUCGGAGCUUCGCACUCGAAUUCUUCUCGAUCAGCUUCGAAUCUCAUCUUACAGCUUUGAUCUGUGUCUUCGUCUCUAAAUGCUCUUUCUACCAGUACAGUUUCAUCGACUGGCCGUGAAGAAUCGUUCUCUUGUUAAUUCAUCGUCGUUCCGAUUGUCAGUUGGCUGAACCUAGUUAUUUGAUUGUCACUGGGUCAACUGUUUGUCUGUCUCGAAUUUCUGAGCUGAAUAAAAACCCUAAAUAUUUAUCAGCGAACCAAUUCGCAUCCUUCGCCUCUUCCAUUGCUGUUAGAUUUCUCGGAUGCUUUAAACCGGUAGCAUACCAGAAGUCUUCUAAUGGACGAGGAGCAUCACCAGAAGAAUGAUUCAAGUAUCAUUUUGAGGACUACAGUCCCAUUCAUUGAGAUUGACUCUUUAUUUAUAGAUCUUUCCAGUUGUAUUGAUAAACCUGAUGCUGGAAACUGUGAUCAUUUCUCCAUUCGUGGAUAUGCAUCUCAAAUGCGCGAAAAAGAUUGGAAAAAAUGCUGGCCAUUUGAUUUAGAUGGUGACUAUGAGUCUGCAGAGACAAUAUCCUUGCUUCCACCUUUUCAUGUUCCGCAGUUCAGGUGGUGGCGAUGUCAAAAUUGCAGGAAGGAGACUCCUGCAGGUUUUGAGAAAUCUUCGAAUGUAGAAACGCCUGAUGCAAGAGAGGCAGUGGCUAAUGUCUCUACGAAUGUGUGCAACCUCAAUCAUCCUCCAUCUUUCAUGAGUGAGAAAGAAAAGAAAGCUGAAGGAGAUGAGGUUGACUCUGGAUGGAUCUUGAAUACAGAAACUCCCAUAUCGACUAGUGUAGUGCCAGAAGUAGAGACAAAUCUAAUGUUAGAACAUAACAGAAGUGAUCCAGUAACUCUUAAUCCAGAGCAUAGGGAAUCUGUUGACAACUGCAAGCUACUCUGUGGGAAUGAAGUUGCUGAGGUUGAGCUUGGUCUUCGAAACCUCAAAGUGAUUGAUGAAAAUCUUGAAGUCUUUGAUGAUGAGAAACAAAUUUCUGCACACAAUGAACAAACUGAGGUAACUCUUUUGUCAUCAGGAGUCAAGGUGUUUGAUCAGGCAUGUAAUGUCGAGAGACAGAGGGAUCCUGCAAAUGCGUAUCCAGCAGAACUUGAUGGAAGUUAUGCCACAGCAUCUGAGCGUACUGAAAUUUCAGUAGAAAAUGAUACGCAAGACCAUCAUAUAGAUAAGUCAGGCAGUUUGCACCGCCGAAAGUUCCGGAAGGUGCGCCUACUGACUGAGUUGCUGAAUGAACAUGAAAAUAUAAAAACUAAUCACAUCGAUACAGAAGAGUCCCCAUCCCAUGGGAAUUCAGCAAAAUCUGAAGGGUUAAAAGAGCCUUCUGUUUCCCAAUGUCCAGUGGCUGCCAAAAAGAAUGUCAGGUGUUCGAGUCAGAAUUUAAAAGGUAAACUGCCUCUGAAUGAAGAUUGCCUUGCUGCAGAGAGUUCCUCUUCAUACAACGUGGAUAACAAGAUUCAGGCAUUGAAGGGAGAUGUGGAAACAACAAAUUCUUUUCAUGCUAGUGAAUCUGAAAAUGCAUUAGUCGGAACCGGUUUACGAAAUAAGAAAAGUUUCUUGAACAAGUGUAGGAAUGAUGUGAAAUCUCUUCAUGGUAAGAAGAACAAAAAGAUCCAAAUCGAAGCAUGCUCUCCUCUUAAUAUUCCACCAGGAAGUGGUGACAAUACGUCUGACAUUUCCCUUAAACACAACGAGUUUUCUGGCCAUGCAAUGGAUCCAUUUCUUUUAUUUGGUUCAAGAAUUGAGCCAAUUUCUAGUUUGUCUAAGAGGAAAAGCAAGAUCACUGUAAUUGAUGACAGGCAGGGAAUUACCUGGACCAAUAGCAUGCCAAGAAGAGAUUCAGCCUCAAAAGAAGUGGAACUCGGGAACAAUGAGCCCGUGGUUGUUUCUUGUCCAUCAGUGCUGGAUAAACAUAGUGGAGGUUUGCAUCUUUCCCUCACUAGCAAUUUAGCCAAUGCAAGAAAUGAAAAAAAAUCCAUUUUUGGGACUGAGGAUGGCUCGCAUUCGUUGUUAUCUUGGCAAGGAACAGCAAGUGUAGUUAGGAUCAAAGAUGCCAAAGCCAAGAAACUUAAAGACUCAAAUGUUCCUUUUAAUUAUUCAGAUAAUUUUUCUCGGCAAGUAGGACAUGGUGGAGUCAAUAGUAAGACAACCACUAGCAGAAUGCAUUUCUCAAAUGGGAAACAAAAUUCAAAUUCUCAAGUUAAUGAUGAUAGCUGGUCUCAGUUGCAGGCAAUGGAUAAUUCCGGGGUACACAAAGUUGAAAAGAGUGUUCGGGAGCACUUGGCAGCUCAGAUGAAACAGAGUGAGCAUUCGGUUGGUAAGAUAUCUGAGCAAAGAGCUUUAGAUGACAUUCCAAUGGAAAUUGUUGAGCUCAUGGCUAAAAAUCAGUAUGAAAGGUGCCUUGAUAAUACUGGAAAUAGUAAAUCCGUAUCAAAGACAAGUUCAAAGAAAGCUCAGAUUAUGAAUUUCAGUAAUAAUGCAUGUGGCAAUAGUGGCUCGUUGCAGGAGAAAAUUAGUCCCAAGUGGAAGGUUAGGAAUGGGAGAAAUAACUUGCACACGGCAGGAGAUAAUGUGGGAUACGGCAAACAAAAUUCAGAUAAUUACUUUUCUCACACUGAGGGAGGACAUUUUAACAUAGAUCACCUACGUCAGACUAUUAUCCCUGCAGAAUAUUCUACAUUUGGACAUUCUCAAAAUAAGUCAUCAAAUCCCGUCAAAUUUUUGGCAAGAAGUACUGGUGAGAAUGCAUGUUCUCAAUAUCGCCAAUAUACUGGUGGUCUGGAAGAUCAGGAGUCCUCUCAUUACAGGGCGCAAUCUUUCAGGGUAAAUGACGUUCACCAUCCUGUUUCACAAAACAAUGUAGACGUAGCUCAUCUAUGGAACGAAGCCAUGCCAAAUCAUCAUUCAUAUAUACCUACCACUCCUAGAAAGAUUGCAUCUCAGUCAACUAGUGUGAAUGCUAGUAAAAACUAUCCUGAAUCAAGUAGCAAAGGGGCUAUGAAUCGAGGGCAUAAUCUUAAAUUUUCUAAUCCAAAAGUUACCAAUAUUGAAAAAGAUGAUGGUAAUUAUGGUUUGGAAAAUUUCAGCGGGACCCGUGCUAAGUACCCAUUUCAUUGCGAUUCUAAUGGCAUUGAGCUUCCUCGAAACCUGAGGGGGUCGUUGGAUUUGUAUUCUAAUGAAACCAUGUCAGCAAUGCAUUUACUCAGCCUUAUGGAUGCAGGAAUGCAGCGCAGUGAAAUGCAUGACAACCCAAAAUUUUCCAGGAAACCUUUUCCCCCCGAUCCCAAAGCUAAGGAUAUUUCUGGGAUGGAUGUUGGUUUGCACAAGGCAUUUGAUACCAUCAAUUAUUCAUCUGAUUAUUAUGGUGAAAUCCACCCCUUAAAGAAGUCUCACGAUUAUUACCAUCGUGCUUCAGUGGGCGGUGCAUCAAUUUCUCCUUCCUCGGGAAAUGAAAGUCGUGAAAUAGUUUCUGAUUUAACAGGAUUACAAUGUAAACAGAAAGAGAGAACCAAGUGCUCCACUUCAACAUGGAACAGAGUUCAAAAAUCACAGAAGAGUGUACUUACAAGUGGUCAAGGCUCCAAUGAAGGAGUUUUUCCCAUUCAUACCUUGCAAAAGAAAUCUGGUGGUCCUUCUAGUUCUUUGGUGUCUAUGAGUGGAUAUCAUAGACUAGAAAAUCCUGGACAAUGUAUAAUAGAGCGCCAUGGUACUAAAAGAAUGUUGGAGCAUUCGAAAGUCAGUUCUGAGUUUGGAAUCUGCAGCAUUAAUAAAAAUCCUGCUGAAUUUAGCAUACCAGAUGCGGGAAAUGUAUACAUGAUAGGGGCUGAAGAUUUACAGUUUUCAAAAAGGAUUUCUGAAAAUACAUCUGAUUUGAAUAACAUGGAUGGGCGCAAACGCAAAAGGAAUAUGAAGCAUGCUGUUGUAAAACAACAUGCAUUACAUUAUAGCAUGUGAGAUCAUCGUCAAGAAAAUCAAGCUGGAUUUUAAGUUUUAAAUGGUUCAUUUUCAUUACUUGGGAACGUUAUAGAUGUCUUGCCGGUUAAAAUAUUGGUAAAAAGUGUAGAAUAUGAACUGCCGUUGCACCCAAGGAUAUUUGUGGCUUGGGUUACUUCCCUGCAUUAUUGUGUUCACCCUCUUUCUGGCACUCUCCAACAAAGACUGGCUGCGGAUGCGCAUCUUCGAUAUAAGCUAAGGCCUGUACAUAAGACUACGUGAAAUCGUGAAUCUUGAGAUUCAUCAGUACAUUUAUUGUAUAUGCAAUUUUGGUUUGAUGUACGUUGUUAUACUUCAUUCACAAAUCAUAAGGUUAUGUAUAUACACUGAGUUCUCUACUUUUUGGUUUUCGGAAGAGGGUAAGUUCCGUCAGUUUUAUGCACUGAUGAGGUAGCAGUGUGAGAAGGAAUAACAGAGAAUUAGCUAGAUUUUUCUCUUUAGAAUAUUUGAAGAAAAUUCGAGGCUCGUUGGAUUGUUUCUGUUGGAAAAAUACUAAUAUUUGUAGCUUUAGUGUGAACUAUAUAUUGUACUGUGAUGUUGUGGGAGUGAACUUGAAAUAAGAAAGAAAGAAAGGGAAAAAAAAAAAAAAA